Parnassius mnemosyne (clouded apollo) is the source of this 747-nucleotide messenger RNA. NCBI's taxonomy places the organism in Eukaryota, Metazoa, Arthropoda, Insecta, Lepidoptera, Papilionidae. The record is from the annotation of a GenBank genome assembly.
AUGCUUUAUUUUGUAUCUCGUAUCGACUGCGCGCUGACUGGUCGCUACGUCACGUGGCUUCCCGGCGCGCGACUUCAGUGCUGGAUGCUACUAACUGUAUACACGUUACCACAGCUUGCCGUCUCUGCGAAGAUAUUGUGCCUCCUGAUGGUGGUGAUCUGCGGUGCGGUGCCAUCGAUGGUCCGGUCGGUACGUCUCUACAGCCAGUGCUCGCAUAUGUACGUCAACGUGUUCCGCAACGGCACCGUCAUGGCCCGCUCCGAUGGAAACGACCAUCCGAAUCUCACCAUCAGCACGCGCGGCGUCAAUCUAGAACUGCUCAUUCACUCGCCCGUACAGGACAUGUACCUCUGCUUCAACCGUUCUCGACUUGUAGGCAGACGUUUGUCCCGAUUCCAAGCGGAGAGACAACCCAAUUGCCUAUUCAAGGAAGAGUUUGUGGACGGCUACAGCACAUUUCACCUUGUGAGGAACGACGACCGAUACAUAGGGUUCAACCGGCGGGGUGUCCAGUUGCGACGUCUGAAGAGUCGCCUCUCCGAGCGCGCACACAAGUGCUUCGCGUUCAUGAAGGAGAACCAAGACUUCGACAUAAACAGGCACAACAACAUGGUAGCGGCGGAUCUGCCAAGACGUCCGCAGCGUAGACUCCGGCCUCCACCGCAGAACUCCAUAAAACCGUCCUGUCAUGGCGUACGCCACCAUCAUAGCAGACAUCAAAGGCGAAGGAACUGCGAAGGCACGUAG